AUGGGCACCUCCAGCAUCUUCCUUUGCGUCUUGUUCCUCUGGGGGGCAUUGGGUCUCACCACUUCCCCUGCCCAGGGACGGCUUCACUGUUACACCUGCAGCUUCGCCAAGCCUUGCUACCCUGUACCCACAGAGUGUCAGGAUGAUGAAGCUUGUGGCAUCACUGUUGGCACCUCAGGUAGGAACCAGAAUGAGAUCAUCGAGCGGAAAGGCUGCCUCCCAAGGACCCAGUGCCCUCUGCCAGGUCAUGCCACCUACUGGUCACGUGCCUACAUUCUGCGGCACCACUGCUGUGAGCAGGACCUGUGCAACUCGGCUGUCACAGCACAGUGGCUCCCCAGUCUCUUCCUCACCACCCUGCUCCUCCUGGUGGCCAAUUUUGCCUGGGGAGGCCAACUCCUCCACUAG
Molecule: messenger RNA, 408 nt
Organism: Marmota flaviventris (yellow-bellied marmot)
Lineage: Eukaryota; Metazoa; Chordata; Mammalia; Rodentia; Sciuridae
Source: RefSeq, a predicted model, not a curated record